AUGGCAGCAGAUGCUUUGAGUCGACGAAUGUCAGGGCAACCAUGGAAAGAUGGAGACGGCAGCACAUGGUCUGUUAGUGAAGAUUGGGAAUCGGCACAUGGCUUAGUAAAUGACUUACUGCAUCUCGACGAUACUGACACAACGAUUACAGAGCUCAAGUCACACUUCGUAAACGAACCCUUGUUCAUGGAGGUAAUAGAGGCCAUACAUAACCUUGAUAGCGCCAAGUCAGAGCAAGAUCGUAGACGGGCACGGCAUAGGGCACUGGGGUAUAGCAUCGAAGAAGGACGCCUUUGGCGUAUCGUGGAUGGCAAGUCUAUUAGGGCACGACCACGGUUAGAGUGCAUGUCGCAAGCAGAAGCAACGGAGAUGGCUAGACAAGAACACACCAACAACAGACAUUGGGGUCGCGACCUCACCAAGCUCAAGCUAAUGGACCAUAUAUAUCACACACGUGGCCAGACCAUUUCGACAACACGAUUAGGCACCUUAAUGAACGCAUCAUCCCCGUGUUCCAAUAUUCACCUAAGGAGCUGUUACUGGGGCUAG
This is a messenger RNA of Suillus discolor, 549 nucleotides long. RefSeq lists its product as uncharacterized. NCBI's taxonomy places the organism in Eukaryota, Fungi, Basidiomycota, Agaricomycetes, Boletales, Suillaceae. The coding region runs from base 1 to 549 and encodes 182 amino acids. The record is from RefSeq and is a predicted model, not a curated record. The transcript has a single exon.